CUCGGGAAGGGGCGGCCUAGGGGGAAGCGGUGUUGGAGGGGAGCGGCCGCCGUCACCGCUUCCUGCUCCUCUGCGUUUGCUGGGCUUGGGAAGAGGAGGCGGAGCUGGACGUCGAGCUCUGCCUUUGCCCUGCUGGCUUCCUGGGUCCGGCUGCCACACCGAAUCUCAAGCGCAGAAGCAGGCUAACUUCUUUCAAAUAUGGACUUCUAACUUCCCUCAAAUAUGGAGCUUGAGAGGAUGAACCCUGAGGGGGCCUCUGAAGCACCGGAGGAAGAGAAGAGAGACGAUGCAAGAAGCUGUUGUGUUUGCAUCAGCUGUGACAGCUUCCAUGAAACCAUUUCCAAAUGGAUGCUUCCGGAAGAUACCAGAGGGACAUACCUUGAAAGAGCCAACUGCAUUCCACCGCCCAUUUUCAUCCUCGCAAUCAGUGUCGCUGAAUUGACUACCUUCAUCUAUUAUGCUGUUUGGAAGCCCCAGGAACAGUGGAUGACUCUAGAUUCCAGCAUCUGGGACAGUCCUUUUACAUACAGGCCCGACAAGAGGCAAGAAGCUUGGAGAUUCUUGUCUUACAUGCUUGUGCAUGCUGGCAUUCAGCAUAUCUUAGGAAAUCUUUUCCUUCAGCUUUUUUUGGGAAUCCCCCUUGAAUUGGUUCACAAAGGGCACAGAGUUGGCCUGGUGUACAUGGCUGGAGUGAUUGCAGGUUCCUUGGCAAGCUCAGUCUGUGAUCCACUUCACGGCCUAGUAGGAGCAUCGGGAGGAGUUUAUGCUCUUAUUGGAGGAUACUUCAUGAAUGUUCUAGUGAACUUCCGUGAAAUGAUUCCGCUGUUUGGAGUUGCCAGGCUACUAAUCAUCUUCCUAAUAGUUGGGACAGACGUAGGAUUUGCUUUGUACAGAAGAUUUUUUUCUCCCACGGAUGCACCUAUUGUUUCCUUUGUGGCUCACAUUGCAGGCGGCCUUGCCGGGAUGUCGAUAGGUUAUGUCAUAUUCAGCUCUUUUGAUCACAAUUUUAUUAAAGAUCCAAGAUUCUGGGUCUCCAUCGUGGCUUAUUUGGUCUUUGUGGCAUUUGCAAUAUUCUUCAAUGUGUUUUUCUCACCUGCAAACCAAUAAGCCACAUUGCCUAACAGAACAAUACAAAAACCUUCUGAAGAUAAUACAGUUGUUUUAAAUAUGUUGCAUAUUUGUAAUUAUUAUUUUUUGUUUUUAAACUAUGCUGUUUUUUUAAACCGAUUUCAUUUAUCUGAAGAUGCCUUUUGUACUUUUUCCAUAUUAAAGCAAACAUUUCUC
Molecule: messenger RNA, 1284 nt
Organism: Gekko japonicus
Lineage: Eukaryota; Metazoa; Chordata; Lepidosauria; Squamata; Gekkonidae
Gene: RHBDL2
Product: rhomboid, veinlet-like 2 (Drosophila)
Exons: 8
Coding region: 223-1107 (294 amino acids)
Cellular component (GO): membrane
Molecular function (GO): serine-type endopeptidase activity
Source: RefSeq, a predicted model, not a curated record